AUGGCAGAGUUCUCCCAGAAGCGGGGGAAGCGACAUGAUGAUGCUGUGCUGGGCAGUGCGGUGGACUUCCUACUGGUCAAUGCCCGCCUGGUGCUGGGCGUGGGUGCAGCUGCUAUGCUGGGCAUUGCCACCCUGGCUGUGAAGCGGCUUAUUGACAAGGCGACUAGCCCACGGGGUGAGGAUGAUGAUGCCAAGGGUGAGUCUGCGUGCCUGGAGGAUGAAUGGAAGGAGCUGAGCCUUCUCAAGUCCACACCACGCCCACAGUCUCGGCCCCAGCCUGCUGCCCUCAGCCAGCCUAUGUCCACCCCAGCUCCCUCGUCUGCUGUUCCAGAGGGGCCUGGAGACACUGGUCCCUGGAGGCUCCCUCAGUGUGGCUCCCCAGCACCGUUAUGCCUGACUUUCCAGGAGAAGCUGCUGGCAUUCGAGAGGGACCAUGUGGCCGUCCCAGCAGUUGAUGUGACUGUGGCCCAGCAGCUAAUCCGUGACAUCAGCCUUGAGCUUCAGACUUUCCUGCAGAACAAGUUUCCAGAACUGCCCUUUGGGACCCUUGAGCCUGGGGGGCCCCUCUUUGAUGGGCUUCAGGCUGGUGCUGCCGACCCUGUGCGCCUCCUGCUGCCACUGCAACUGGAGCCAGGCUUGUGGAAGCUGGUGCCAGGGGCUGACACCGUGGCCAGGGAUGCUCGCUGCUGGGCUGUGCGCAGGACCCAACUGGAGUUCUGCCCUCGUGGGAGUAGCCCUUGGGACCGUUUCCUGGUGGGUGGCUAUCUGUGUGCUCAGCUCCUACUUGAGCUGCUCCGCAAAGUGCUGGCCACUUCUGUCAAUUGGCCGGCCAUUGGCAGCCUUCUCGGGUGCCUCAUCCGGCCCAGUGUGACCUCUGAGGAGUUGCUGCUUGAAGUACAGCAGGAUUGCUGGGAACUCACAAUCGCUGUCCUUCCUGCCUUGACUGGUGCUGGUGCCAACAACCAUGUCCUUCUGGCCUGGCCCCUGGAGGGGCUGGCUGGGAACCUCUGGCUUCAGGACUUCUAUCAGGUUGAGGCUACCAGGCUGCGGGCCCUGGAUGACCAAGACGCUGGCACUCGUCAGCGACUUCUGCGGUUGCUUUGUUGUGUCUGCUACCGUCAUCCGGCCCUGGGGCGACUGAGCCGGAGCCACCUCACCCAGGUGAUGCUGCACCUGGGGGAAGAAGAGGUAGACUGGGCUGAGGCAGCCCUGGGGUCGCGCUUCCUGCAGGCCCUGGAGAAGCUCAUCAGCAGCCUGGAGCAAGCCAGCCUGCCGUGUCACUUCAACCCCAGUGUGAACCUCUUUGGUGACCUGCCUGAGGAGGAAAUUGACAGCAUUGGCUAUGUGCUGUACAGCGGCCUGCAGGCCCCUGAGUGGCUCCUUUGGGGGGGUGGCCAGCCCAGGUUCUGA
This is a messenger RNA of Chrysochloris asiatica (Cape golden mole), 1410 nucleotides long. RefSeq names its product mitochondrial elongation factor 2 (gene MIEF2). Gene Ontology annotation, cellular component: mitochondrial outer membrane. The record is from RefSeq and is a predicted model, not a curated record. The transcript has 3 exons. Lineage: Eukaryota; Metazoa; Chordata; Mammalia; Afrosoricida; Chrysochloridae. The coding region runs from base 1 to 1410 and encodes 469 amino acids. Gene Ontology annotation, biological process: mitochondrion organization; positive regulation of mitochondrial fission.